UUGUGGAGGGCAAUAGUGGCGCGUGCUAUAUGACCGUAAUCACUUUUUUUCGGAAGAUUUUUCUCAAACGCCGUUCUUAUUUCCAUUUUCUCCAUUUUUUCUUCUUCUUUUCUCCAUCUCUUUCGAUUCAGAACACAAACCCAAACCCUAGCGAUUCCAAGCUAUCUUCGACGAUGGCGCGCCACGCGACUCAUUGAGUUGAAUCGGAUAAAGAUCUGAUCGGUUUGACGCGCUCAUGGGUGCUGCGGGCUCCAAGCUCGAGAAGGCUCUCGGCGACCAAUUCCCCGAAGGAGAGCGUUACUUUGGCCUUGAGAAUUUCGGCAAUACUUGUUACUGCAACAGCGUUUUGCAGGCCCUAUACUUCUGCGUUCCAUUUCGAGAACAAUUGCUAGAGUAUUAUGCAAAUAACAAGAGCAUGGCGGAUGCAGAGGAAAAUCUUUUGACUUGCUUAGCUGACUUAUUUUCACAGAUAAGUUCCCAGAAGAAGAAAACGGGUGUCAUUGCUCCCAAACGAUUUGUGCAGAGGUUGAAAAAACAGAAUGAACUCUUCCGUAGUUAUAUGCACCAGGAUGCCCACGAAUUCUUGAACUUUUUGUUAAAUGAACUUGUUGACAUUCUGGAGAAAGAGGCCCAGACUGCAAAAAAUGAUCAAGAGACCUCGCCACCUUCUGAAAAGGCUGCAAAUGGACCUAAGAAUGGUCUAGCUAAUGGUGCUAAAAAAGAGCCUUUAGUUACUUGGGUGCACAAAAAUUUUCAGGGAAUACUCACCAAUGAAACUAGGUGCCUGCGAUGUGAAACUGUAACAGCUAGGGAUGAAACAUUUUUUGAUUUGAGCCUUGAUAUUGAACAAAAUAGUUCAAUUACAAGUUGUUUGAAAAACUUCAGUUCGACUGAGACAUUGAAUGCUGAAGACAAAUUUUUUUGUGACAAGUGCUGCAGUUUGCAAGAAGCUCAGAAGAGAAUGAAGAUAAAGAAACCACCUCACAUCUUGGUCAUUCACCUUAAGCGGUUUAAAUACAUCGAACAGCUGGGUCGAUACAAGAAGUUGUCUUACCGAGUUGUUUUCCCUCUUGAGCUGAAAUUGAGUGAUACUGCUGAAGAUGCAGAUAUUGAGUAUUCUCUAUUUGCAGUAGUUGUCCAUGUUGGGAGUGGGCCAAACCACGGGCACUAUGUAAGCCUUGUGAAAAGCCAUAACCACUGGUUAUUUUUUGACGACGAAAAUGUUGAGAUGAUUGAUGAGUCUGCUGUUCAGACAUUCUUUGGGUCAUCGCAAGAGUAUUCCAGCAAUACAGAUCAUGGUUACAUUUUGUUCUAUGAGAGCAUUGGCUCUGGUAACAAAAACUAGACGUUGGAGCCUUGCGAGUUUUAGGUACUUGGAUCAUUUGGACUUGUCUAUUUCAUCUGUUUAAUUAUUAAUUAUUUUUUCCCGUUUUAUUCAACCUGCUUGAGUAGUUGUUAUACAUCAAAUGAGAGGAUACGGGUUGUGAGAAUGUAUACUUAGUGGUCGACAUGUACAGUGGAUAGUGGAAGAAGCACUGUCCUUUUUCCCUUUUUAAAAAAAAAAUAAUAAGAGCAGUGUAUAUGGUUUGAGAACAUCGCCGACAGUGUAUUCAUUAUGUUAAGUGUUUAAUCAAUAGAAACACAGUGCAAUGGCAGUCACUGAUCAGUAUUGUUUUU
Molecule: messenger RNA, 1677 nt
Organism: Cajanus cajan (pigeon pea)
Lineage: Eukaryota; Viridiplantae; Streptophyta; Magnoliopsida; Fabales; Fabaceae
Product: ubiquitin carboxyl-terminal hydrolase 4
Biological process (GO): protein deubiquitination
Cellular component (GO): nucleus; cytosol
Molecular function (GO): cysteine-type deubiquitinase activity
Source: RefSeq, a predicted model, not a curated record